Clunio marinus is the source of this 222-nucleotide messenger RNA. The record is from the annotation of a GenBank genome assembly. Lineage: Eukaryota; Metazoa; Arthropoda; Insecta; Diptera; Chironomidae.
AUGGAACGAAACAUUCCAUCAGAUGAAUUAUUAAAUGCAGUUAAAUAUCUUCGAAAUGACUUUCGUAUUGUGAUGGUCAAUUUUGACAAUGCCAUUCCAAUAUUUGUUUUGAUGAUUACAACGAAUAUUAAUUGGAGCUCAACUCUGAGUUUAACUCAAGAGAUUAGAAUGAAAAAUGCUUUCCAUGUAUCCUCUGCAUCUAAUGAAAUCCGUAAUAGUUAA